This is a messenger RNA of Bombina bombina (fire-bellied toad), 9772 nucleotides long. It is a transcript of the gene MYO15A, whose product is annotated as myosin XVA. The record is from RefSeq and is a predicted model, not a curated record. Gene Ontology annotation, molecular function: protein binding; ATP binding; cytoskeletal motor activity. Gene Ontology annotation, cellular component: cytoskeleton; myosin complex. NCBI's taxonomy places the organism in Eukaryota, Metazoa, Chordata, Amphibia, Anura, Bombinatoridae.
AGGCAGCAUCCUGCUCUCCAUGAACCCGUACAGAAUGCUUAACAUGUAUGGUACUGACCACGUGCUACAGUAUGAAGGCAAAGCCCUGGGAGAAAAUCCUCCGCACCUUUUCGCCAUUGCAAAUGUAGCAUACACCAAACUGAUGGAUGCCAAACACAACCAGUGUAUUAUUAUUAGCGGUGAAAGUGGAUCAGGCAAAACAGAAGCCACAAAACUGGUCUUGAGAUACCUGGUAGCAAUAAAUCAAAGGCGAGGUGUGACAAAUCAGAUAAAAAUACUUGAAGCAACACCUCUGCUGGAAUCUUUCGGAAAUGCCAAAACCGUCCGGAAUGAUAACUCCAGCAGGUUUGGGAAAUUCGUGGAGAUUUACCUAGAGGAGGGUGUGAUUUGUGGUGCCAUAACCUCACAAUACCUGCUUGAAAAGUCCAGAAUCGUAUUUCAGGCCAAAAAUGAGAGGAAUUACCAUAUUUUUUAUGAGAUGCUGGCCGGUCUUCCCUCUCAGCAGAAGCAGAUGUUCUACUUGCAGGAGGCAGAAACAUAUUAUUACCUGAAUCAGGGAGGUAACUGUGAAAUUCCUGCAAAGAGUGACACAGAUGAUUUCCGUAGACUUCUUAAUGCCAUGGAGUCUCUCAGCUUCAAUGGAGAAGACCAAGAAAGCAUCUUCCGAAUCCUCUCUUCCAUCCUGCACCUGGGGAAUGUUUACUUCGAGAAAUACGAGACUGAGUCCCAAGAGGUGGCUUCUGUGGUGAGUGCAAGUGAAAUCCGUACAGUGUCUGAACUGCUGCAAAUCUCCCAUGAGGGACUUCAGAAAGCCAUUACCUUCAAAGUGACGGAAACCAUGAGAGAGAAAAUUUACACCCCACUAACAGUGGACAGCGCUGUUGAUGCCAGAGAUGCCAUUGCCAAGAUUUUAUAUUCACUGCUCUUCAACUGGCUCACUGAGCGAAUCAACAAGCUGGUGUUCCCCAGACAGGAUGCCCUCUCUAUUGCUAUUCUUGAUAUAUAUGGAUUUGAGGACCUCUGCUUUAACAGCUUUGAGCAACUGUGCAUCAAUUAUGCAAAUGAAUAUCUGCAAUUUUUCUUCAACAAAAUCAUAUUCAAAGAAGAACAGGAGGAGUAUAUUCGAGAGCAGAUUGACUGGAGAGAAAUUUCCUUUAAUGAUAACCAGACCUGUAUUGAUCUAAUUUCCCAGAAGCCUUAUGGAAUUCUAAGGAUACUUGAUGACCAAUGUGGCUUCCCCCAGGCUACGGACCACACUUUUCUGCAAAAAUGCCACUAUCAUCACGGAACCAGUGAGCUGUACUGUAAGCCAAAAAUGCCUCUCCCAGAAUUUGGGAUCAAGCACUUCGCUGGGAAAGUGACCUAUCAGGUCCACAAAUUUCUGGAUAAAAAUUAUGACCAGGUUCGACAGGAUGUUCUGGACCUUUUUGUCAACAGUAAAGUAAAGGUCGUAGCAAACUUGUUUUUUAGCUAUGCCCAAGUUCUGGCCCAGCAGAAGACCAUGAUGGGAAAAAGCAGUACAGUCACAAGGAAAUACAAGGCAUCCACUGUUGCGGCAAAAUUCCAGCAGUCCCUACUAGAACUGGUGGAGAAAAUGGAAAGGUGUAACCCUUUCUUUGUACGGUGUAUCAAACCCAACAGCAAGAAGGAGCCAUGUCUCUUUGAAGCAGACAUUGUUUCCUGUCAACUCAAGUAUUCUGGAAUUUUGGAAACCAUCCGAAUACGGAAGGAGGGGUACCCCGUAAGAAUUCCCUUCCAUUUCUUCCUCAGCAGGUAUCGAUGUGUCAUGGACCUUGGUCGUAAUAUUCGUGUAGAUGGGCAAAUUUGUGUCACAGUACUAAGAAAACUCUGUCCAUCUGUUAACCCUACAAUGUACUGUAUAGGAGUGAGCAAGCUUUUUAUGAAGGAAAAUCUCUACCAAAUGUUGGAGAGCAAGCGUGACCAACUGAUGAACAAAGCAGCUGUGACCUUGCAACGCUACACCCGUGGUUACCUGACACGAAAACGUUAUUACACAUUAAGGCACAGGAUCAUCCAACUGCAGGCACUUGCACGGGGCUAUAUGGCCAGGCAGAGGUUUCACAACUGGAGGAAGAGCAUGUUAAAGUUCCGGGCCCUGAUUCGUAUGUACAUCAAUAGAAAGCGAUACUUAAGGAUGAAAGCCGAGGCUCGCAGUAAAGCAGAGGAAGAGCGCCGAAAAGCAGCACAGGAGCUGACAAAGAGAGAGGUUGUCCCUGUUACUCAUCUGGAGAUCCCAGUAGAUCUGUCAGGACUCCUACGGAUACCAGGAAUUCAAAAGAGUCUCAUGAUGAAUGUUGUUCCAAUUCAUUCGCCCAAAUUCCAGACUGAAACCCAGUUAACUCUGCCACUGGAUAUCAACAACUACCCUAUGUUUAAAUAUGUGCGGGUUUACUUCAAGGAGCCUCUGUUUGGAAUGCUGACAGUACCGUUAGGAUCUUCCCUGCUCCCUGUGGAGGAUGAGAUAAAACAAGAAGCUAUAAUCACGUUUAAAUUGAUAUUGAGAUUCAUGGGCGACCCUUACCUUAAUGGGAUCCAGGAGACAAUAUUUGGGAAUUACAUCAUCCAGAAAGGGUUGUCCAAUAUGGGGCUGAGAGACGAGAUCUUGGUUCAGUUAUGCAAUCAGGUGUGGAGGAACACCAACCCCAACAAUGAAGAACGUGGCUGGUACCUCAUGGCUUCCUGUCUAAGCACCUUUGCCCCAUCCCCAAACCUGGACAAGUAUCUACUCAAGUAUGUGUCAGAUUAUGCCUACAAUGGUUACAAAUCAGUCUGCCAGCAUAAACUCAUUCAAGCAAUGCAGAAGUCACAGCAAGGGUCUGAAACAGCACGGACCUUUCCUCCUUGUCUACUGGAAUGGACGGCCAGCAGGGAGAGAGCUAAUAUUGCUCUGGAUAUCCACUGCUUUGAUGGAAUGAAGAUCUCCUGUCCACUGCACUCAUGGACUGAUGGGGAGGAGAUUGCCGGGGAUGUUAUAAGAUACAGGGGAGUAAGUGAGGCCUGGAGAGGCUGGUCUGUUUCUAUGAAGGAUGGGGGCCAUUGGGCAGAGCUGGCCGGUCAUGAUUAUGUGCUGGAUUUGAUCUCUGAUGUGGAGCUGCCAAGGAAUUUCCCCAAACAGAAGUCGUAUUUCAUCACUGCUUCAGAGGGAUCAUCUGGGAAACCCAUGAACUCUAGUGUAGUAUUUGGGAACGAAUCUGAUCUUGAUGAUGAAGUUCCACCACCACCCACUGUGAAGGCUCCAUCAUUGCCACAUCCAAAUAUGCCUGACUCUGAGGGCUACCACAGUCAUGAUUCAGACACAUACAGUGAGCUGCCGUCUCAAAAGGGAAUGGACCAUUAUCUGGACAGUUUGUUUGAUCCGGUUCUUUCUUAUGGGAAUGGGGAUCUAGAGAAGCUAACUGCCAUGAACCAAAAGAUGAAAGGAGGAGGGAGAAUCGGUGAACAAGAUGGAAACCAGCCAGCAACGAGCUCCAAUCUGCCAUCUGACAGGGAAAGCCACACAGGUAUGGAACAAGCCAUGUAUGCUCAUCAGCAGGCCUACAUCAAUCAGCAAGCCAUGUUACUAGCGCAGCAAAUGACUGUACAGGCCAUGGCAAUUCAGCAGCAAAUGGCCAUGAAUCCUUCUGCUGAAGCCCCAAAAAACAGCAAUGUAAAUACUGGUGUCCAGACCCCUCCUAGCCGCUCCAGCUCUCACCGAGUGACCCCUGGAGUAGCGCCAAUGCCAAGAACAGGACGGCCAUUCCAGAGGAACGCUAUGAAUGGACCACCCCACCAAGCGCAAGUAUCUCCUUCCAGAGAAAGCUCCCAUAAACAAAAACCUGGAACUUCUGCUCACCCCCGGCCUGAAGAUUUGGUCCAUCACACCAAGAUAAAUUCAGAGCACUUCACAUCCCCAUCUCAUAAUAUCAAGGACAUUAUUAAUCAGUACAAGCAGCCAUCUGCAUCUAGGACACCAGUGCCAGUACCUGUUGUAAGGAAAGAGCCUAUAAAGCUCUUCAAUAGGAAGAUAGAUCCUCAUGAAGAAGCCCUGAAGAUUCUAAGAGGUCAGAUGCCCAGUCGACCACUCACUGGACCAACGCAAGUGUCAAACAUGUCCUACGUACCAAAGGCUCCCAGAGACACUGUUGCUUUGGUAAAACCUGUUCCCAGCAUCAAGACAAGGAAACCUGCCUCCCCACCACCAGUCAGCUGUGUCAGACCAACCCCAACACCUAUAGUUACUGUAUCUCGGGAGUUGUCUGAGGAGCAGGAGAAUAUCCAGACGCAGCUGCACCGCCAAUACAGUGAGGAGUAUUACACCUACAGCGGUGUGCCCUGGAGGAUAUAUGUCCGAAAGGAGGUUUUUUAUCCCAGAGACAGCUUCAAUAACCCUUUAAUCCUUGAUCUCAUCUUUAAGCAAAUCAUCAGCGAUACCCUGUCUGAGAGCUGCAUCCGAAUAAACAAGGAAGAGAGAGAAAAGAUGAGGUCCCUGCUAGCUGAGUACAGGCUGGACACAGUUAAUGCCAUGGCAGAUGAAACGGUGAAAAAGAACGUUGUAACCAUGGCCCGGGAAGAAUUGGAGGUCUACUUUUCAAGGCUCUUUCCAGCUGCGGGCAGUGUCGGUACAGGUGUUCAAAUCCUUGCAGUAUCACACAAUGGGAUUAAACUUCUUAAAAUGCUGAAGAGUGAAAGUGCGACACCAGAACAACUACGAGUCCUAAGAAGUUACAGCUAUACAGAUAUCAUGUUUGUUACUGUCCUUUCUAAGAACAUGUUGGAGUUCAACCUGACUAAUGAGAAGCUUAUCCUAUUCUCUUCACGGUCAAGUCAAGUCAAGACCAUGAUAGACUUAUUCCUAAUGGAGCUCAAGAAGGAUUCAAACUAUGUUGUUGCUGUCAAAAAUUAUGUGACGGAUGAUAAGAGUUCUCUGAGUUUCCAUAAAGGCGACAUUAUUCGCUUGCAGCCAUUUGAGAAGUUAGAAAAAGGCCAAAAUUAUGGCUGUGUUGUCAGGAAGAAAGUGAUAUAUUUGGAGGAACUGAAACGUGGGACUCAGGAGUUCGGCUGGAAGUUUGGAGCCAUACAUGGUCGAUCCGGUCUCUUCCCAGCAGACUGUGUGCAGCCUGUGGCAGCUCCGGACUUUGUUAAUCUACCUGUUGACAGAAAGGAAGAGCCAAGAAACCGAAACAGUCGUGCCGCCGCAUCAGCAGCAAUAGCUGUGGCUGUAGCAUCCACGGCUGUGGCGCAUGAAUUCGACAAAAAAACAGACGGAUCUCCAACACCCAGUGAAUACGCAGAGAGUUUGGACGACUACACAGAUGUCUCUAUAUCUGAAGUGACGCUGCAGGGAAGUUCGUACACCAUGGUAGACUUUGCCAAUAAAUACUACAGAGAGGCUUUAAAGAAGACAGCUCAAGGGCAAGAUGAACAAUCAAAGAAGACUCCUGGAGAAUCCUUUAAACAAGGCUCAAAGAGAAGCCACGAGUCCAGGGACCCAUCUGAGAUACUGAAAUUUUCCAAGAAUCCCAUACAGGAGUCACUCAUUGAAUUCAGUGACAGCCACAUGAACAGAAUUGCAGCAGAGAUUUUCCUGGCUAUAAUGAAGUUCAUGGGAGAUUCUCCUCUAAAGGGUCAAUCAGAGCUGGACACUGUCUGUACAAUUCUAAAGCUGUGUGGAGAGCAUGAUGUCAUGAAGGACGAAGCAUACUGUCAGAUCAUCAAGCAGAUCACAGACAACAUUAGUACAAAGACGGACAGCUGCCAGCGAGGAUGGAGGCUGCUUUAUGUUCUCGCAGCUUAUUAUAAAUGCUCUGAAGUCUUAAAGCCAUACUUAUUUAAGUUUCUCCAGGAUACCUGCCGCAGCCCUGGCUUACACUUCCAAGGGAUUGCAAAGGCAUGUGAGCAGAAUCUACGUAAAACCCUGCAGUACGGAGGUCGCUCUGAGUAUCCUAGUGCAAUGGAGCUGAAAGCCUUGGUGGCUGGACGGAGCUCUAAGAGGCAACUGUUCCUCUUACCUGGUGGAAUUGAGAGACAUUUGAAGAUAAAGACUUGUUCGGUGGCCUUUGAUGUGAUUGAGGAGAUCUGCAUGGAAAUGGGAGUGCACAAGGAUGAAGCCUUUAAUGAAUACGCCAUCUUUGCUGUGACAAAUAGAGGUCAAAAUGUGAGACCCCUGAAUAGGCGAGAAUAUAUCUUGGAUGUGUCUGCGGAAAUGGAGCAAACUGACAGUAACUACAUGUUCUGGGUCCGGCGCAUCAUCUGGGCACAACUGCUAAAGUUUGAGAAUGAGUUGUAUGUGACAAUGCACUAUAACCAGGUGCUGCCGGAUUAUCUGAAGGGAUUAUUUAAUGUCCUGACUCACAUAAAACCCACUGAGCAACAGUUCCAACAAAUCUCUCGGCUGGCAGCUCUCCAGCAUCGCGCCAAAGACAGUGUUUACCUUCCCACCGCCCGUGAAGUCCAGGAUUAUGUCCCAAGCCAGUUUUACAAGGUAGUGAAACCUCAGUCUUGGUUGAACAUGGUCAUGCAGCACAUGCAGCAAAUCCAGCCCCUUAGUCCUCACCAGGCUCGUGCACAGUUCUUAGGUUUGGUGAGCGCUUUCCCCAUGUUUGGUUCCUCUUUCUUCUACAUACAAAGCAGCAGCAAUAAUAUGGUCGUCUCUCCUUGUAUCCUGGCUGUCAACCAGAAUGGUCUCAACUUUCUCAAUAAGGAAACCCAUGAGCUGACAGUGACGUUUCCUCUGAAGGACAUACAAAGCACUAGAACUCAGAGGCCAGCGUCAGGGUUCAGUUACCCUUAUGUCGAUGUUCUGCUUGGAGAUACAGUGUCACAGAAAAUCACUCAGCUGCAGCUGGAACAGGGUUUGGAGCUUUGCAGAGUGGUGGCUGUCCACAUGGAAAACCUUCUCCAGAGUCGAGAUAAACGACUGACUCUCCCACCCAGUGAAAUUACUACUCUGUUGUGACCAAUGGGAUUGUGCACUUUAUGAGCCUUUGACACAUGUCACCUCCCCUAAUUAUACAUUUGCUACCAGAUUUAAAUUUCUGAACAUGUCUUUAUAAUGAUUUCAAUUUGUCCUUUAUUGGAGAACUUACAUAUUAUAAAACAGUCUUACAGAAUAUGGGAAAGUUCCACUAAAUAUUUUGAAGCCUUUACUUGAUUCCUUAUAAUUAUUAUACAGAAUGUGUUUUACCCCAAAGUUAAUUGAUGGACUAGGUAAGGCUUUGUCAAUCUUUUUUUCUCUCUCUCUUAUAGGGUUACCAGUGGCCAGUAUUCAACCGGACAGUCCGGUAUUUUAGCAGGUUGUCCAGUAAAGUCUUCACAAAAAUACUGGUCGCUUUAAUACCCUAGAGUGUAAGCUAAAGACGUCAUAUGGCCUAACGCAUUACAAAUAUGGAACAGAAAUAAGUGAGGAGCAGUAAAGGAGGUUACAAUUACUGUUUAUAUGUGUUAAUGGCAGCCAAAGAAAUACAAUUGUUGGUCUGUAUGUUAUUGACAGCAAAGGGUAAAAUGACUGCUCAGUUGUGAAAAAUAUACUUUGUGAGAGUAGGAGCUAAGGAAUAGCUUUUGGGGGGAUACAUGUAACCCUCACCUACCUUCGUGUCCAGUCACUGACAGAUUGGCCAGUAUUUUUGUGAAGGACAGCUGGCAGUACUACUCUCUUACAUGGUCAUAGUCUUCCUCAGCUGCACCUACUGCACAAGGGUUGCUGACACUGGUUUUUUAUUGGGGUUCCAGAUACAACCCUUAUUGGCAUUUUUAAGAAAAUAAUCAUAUUUAAUAGUGAUUCUUGGCACACUGUCUUUUCUCUCUGGUACUCAAGACAGAUUGGGUUUCUGGAAAAAUGGCUCCUAAUAUCACUCUACCAUGUGGCAAAUUUUAAUCAUCAGCCUUUAGACUGAAGAUAGGCUGCACCUUCUCCCUGUUGGUUACAGACCUUCUGACCUUCCUUAUCGGGUUUCCACAUAUUUCUUCUAUUUCCUUUUAAAACAUACUUCCCUCCGUUACGUACUCCCUCCUCAGCUUGGUCUUAGACAUAGUACCACCACACAAUGGUUACAGACACGUUUUACCCUCCCUUUUCACUGAGGCUUCAGACAUGCAGGUAUUCUAGACGGGGAAAUCUAGUUAAACAUAUGAUAAUCAAAGGAAUCAGGACUAAUGCAGUAUUUUUAAUUAUUUAUUUCUAAAUAUGUUUACCUAUAAAACCUUCUUUAACCUUAUCUGAUCCAUGACUGUUUAAAGAGACAGAACACUUAUUUUCUUAGAGUACAUUUUUUUAAACAUUAUUGAUGUUUACCCUUUUUUGUGCUUCAGUCAGAGAGACUGGAGUGCCUCACUUAUACUUAAAGGAAUAUGAAACCCAAAAAUGUUCUUUUGGGAUUUAGACAGAACAGAAAAUUUGAAAAAAAGUGUCCAAUUACUUUUAUUAUCAAAUUAGCUUCGCUCAAUGACAUUCUGUGUUGAAGAGAUACCUAGGUAGGCAUCUGGACACUACAUGGCAGGAAAUAGUGCUGUCAUCUUGUGCUCUUGCAAAUGGGUAACAUUCUUGAAAACUGCUGCCAUAUAGUGCUCCAGACAUGGGCCAGCUCCUAAGCAUACAUCCCUGCUUUUUAUCAAAAGAUACCAAGAAUGAAUAAAAAAUUAAAGUUGUUUAAAAUCGCAUCCUCUAGCUGAAUCACGAAAGAAAGAAAUUGAGUUUCAUAUCCCUUUAAGUAUGGUUAAAUGUACGUAACCUGCACCAGUCAUUGGUUAGAUCAGGGCGCAAGCUGAUUUACAGUUUUCAUUCAUUGAUCACAGCAAAGGAGACCAGGAACAUCAAGUCCCCAAAACCCUGUAAAAUGUGAAGUCUUAAAUAUUUUUAAAUGUUUCUUUUUUGCAAUACAGUGCGGAUAUGUACUUUGGCCCCCAUCUACUAAGCAGCGAGCGGACAAGCUUCUCAACUCGAGAAGUUGGCUGCUCGCCUUUGAUACAUAUGGGCAGCGGACGAACAGGAUCAAGUCUGCGUGUAAAGCCCGCCCCUUCUCUGUGAUUUCCCCGCAGAGUGUAAGAAGCAGCAUUCUAAUAACCACUGCUUCUUACAUUGCGGGAAGCAGGCUCGCAAAUGCUUUCACUGCUUCGUACAUGGAGCCCUUUGAGUUCAUGUAUCCCUUUCAUUUUUGUACUGUAUUGUUAUUUACUAAUUCUGCUCGCAGGCUGUUGCACAACUCCACAAAUUAUUCUCUGGUCAGUAGAUAUUUUUUUCCUUUGGUGCCUGAAUCAUUGUAAUUCUUGGAAACAUCUGAAAUAUGCCAGUAAAAACUAAUGUCAAUGUUUCAAAGCUACAAGUGAAAAGUUCACGUCUAGCUACAAUACUUACCCUAAACGCGCUCUCAAGAGUGUGUUAACACUAUACUCCUCUUGCCAGAGCUCUGGCCACACUAACAGAAGUUCAGCACACUUGGCUAGUGCGGCCGGGUCUCUGGCAAGAAGAAGAUUAGGUCUAGCGCACUCUCCAGAGCGCAUCAGGGUAAUCAUUAUGCCCUUUAGAAGCAAUUUAAAGAAAACUAAUGAAUACUGACGAAUUGGUUAGUAUUUUUCGUUUUCUUUAAAUUUUGCUGGUGCAUUUAUUCAGAUAUUCAUUUUCAAAUGCACAUCCCUAAACACCAGCUUUGGCUUAAAAUGAAUUGUCUUGAUAUUUUUAUGAUGUUUUUUUUUAAAUUACAUUAAAAACUUUUUUAACUCCAGAGCGCGUUGGGAUAAGUGUUGUGCCGCUAAAAAGUAAUUUAAAAAAAACAAAUAA